Molecule: messenger RNA, 1294 nt
Organism: Arachis stenosperma
Lineage: Eukaryota; Viridiplantae; Streptophyta; Magnoliopsida; Fabales; Fabaceae
Exons: 4
Coding region: 301-1065 (254 amino acids)
Source: RefSeq, a predicted model, not a curated record
CGGUGGGGUUUAGGUAAUUUAAGACUGAAUCCAUUUUUCCUCUGUUUUUCUCACCGGAUGUCGGUUUGUGUUUGGAGUUGCUAGAUAUGACUUUUCUUGUGUGAGUAAGUACCUUAUACUAAACACCCGAAACAUAGAUAUGGAUAAAAAUAUAAUUGAUCUCUUAUUUAUAAUACGGGCCUGCUACACAUACAAGCAUACAAGCAACCAAGUUGGCCCAGCCCAAACACGAAACACGCGCACGAAAGAGAGAUAAGAUGCCGCGUCCAAAUCACGCGCUCAGCAUUCGAACGGUUACGUAUGGGAGACUCUUCCACUUCUUCCACUUCUUCCACUUCUUCCAUUUCUCAAGGCACUUUCAAAUCAACGAAACCCUCUCAUUUUCGAGCGAAGAUCAACUUUCAAAAUAUAGAAAUCGUAGUUCGAAAACUGCAUCAAAACACCAUCAACCUCUCUGUGAAGAAGAAUCUGAAGAAAAAACAAACCAAGAAUACUCAACUUUCAGAGAAAAUGGCAGCAAGAAACCAAACCAAAGACCUCAAAUGUGCCACACAUCUCCUGAAUGAUAAGUUCAGAAACAUGACUGAGGAGAAGAAGGCCAUUGUCAGGGAUCUUGGAUUCGGUGGGUUGAUGCACAUCCCACCACUGAGGGUGGAUCACCAACUCUUGAGAGAGUUGGCAAAAAACUUCAAACUUGGGGAGAACAAACUGAGGACAGGAUAUGGUUCUUUCCAUAUAACCCCGAAAAAAAUAGGUGAUGCGCUUGGCAUCAAUGCAACAGGAGAUCUAUUUCCUGAGAAAGUUGACUACAAGAAACUUUCUGAAUCUGACAAAAUAAUUUAUAAAAGAUUCCAGGGUAAGACCCUCAAAAGUCUUACCGAUGAAAUGAUGGAAAUCGGCGUUGGCAACGAAGAGGAACGCCUGAUGUUCAAGAGGAUAUUCAUCCUCUACAUACAGAUGGCGUUCCUUUUGCCAACGACGAUAAACAAAAUAUCGCCGGUGCACCUGGUCCCGAUUUUUGAGAUGGAGGGCAUAGAGGACAGAAACUGGGGGGGCAUGUCUUGACCUUCAUGAUCAGGGGCAUAACAGACUACCAGGAGAAGAAGAAGAAGGCAAUCAAUGGCUGCCUCUUCGCCCUGAUGAUAAUCUACUUUCACCUUUCAAAAAACAAACGCAACAACAGGGGUGAAAGACCACCAAAGCCAUGGAUUGCCAACUGGACUAAGGAGCAGUUGGUGAAAAGAAUGAAUGAAGAGAGAGAGGAAACUUUGGGGAUUCUGAAUUUGGCAGAGAC